Messenger RNA from Racocetra fulgida, 504 nucleotides. NCBI's taxonomy places the organism in Eukaryota, Fungi, Glomeromycota, Glomeromycetes, Diversisporales, Gigasporaceae. The record is from the annotation of a GenBank genome assembly.
GGAGCAUAAGGCGCUUUCGUCGUGUUUCUGGAAGUGUUUCAAGUGCGCAAACGUCAUCAAAUUCAACAACAGAUCCUGCAACUAUCAGCCAAUCAACUUCUAAUUCACAAUCACCAACACUUCCAUCCUUUCCUCGCCUCUACAAUAUAGCAUCUAUUGCCCGUGAAUUAAAAGAGAUAAAUCUUUCACAGAAGACUGCUGAUUUGACGGCUGCUGUAACGGAAAUGGGUGUUGAAUUAGGUAAAAAAGGUGUAGAACUUGGCAGUUUGGCCAGAGAUGCUGUUGUUGAUCGAUGGAAAAAACGAAAAGAAGAUCCUUCAGCGAAUAAUGGUCUUCUUAAUGCUAAAAGAUUUAUAACCAGGGAAAACAUUUUUGGUGCACCACUUAAAACAGCCGUCACUUUGACACGUGUUGAAAAGGAUAUGAAACAAAUUUACAAAGACCCAUCUAGAUAUUGGGUACCAGCAGUAGUUCUAAGAUGCAUAGAAUUUUUGGAUGUUCAUG